AUGAAGGCUCUAAUGUUUUAUAUCUUUUUAUUCUAUUUAAUAGCAUUAGCAUCUUGCUAGUAAGAUGGAAAAGGAAAUCUUGUGUUGAUAAAUGAUGCUAAAAGUGCUAAAUGUUUAGAUGGGUCUCCUAUUGGCUUUUAUUUCUUCUAAGGUUUCGGAGAAGGUUAAGAUAAAUUCUUGAUUUACUUACAAGGCGGAGGACUUUGCUAAGGUGAAACCAAUGAGGAAUUACUAGAACAAUGUUAUUAAAGGUCAAAAACUACUUUGGGUUCCAGUAAAAAAUGGGCUAAAACAGCAUAAAAUUCUGGUAAUUUAAGUAAUAAUCAGUAAAGUAAUCCUGCGUUUUACAAUUGGAACAAAAUAUAUGUUUAAUAUUGUGAUGGAUACCUUUACUAAGGGAGUGCUUCUAUUCCCUAUAAAAAUACGACUUUGCACUUUAAGGGAUAUGAUAAUAUGGUGGAAAUAUUCAACUAUCUUAUCUAGAAUUAUAGCAUUUAAUCAUCAAAGAUGAUUGUUCUAUCAGGAGGAUCUGCAGGAGGUUUAGGUGCAUUCUAUUGGAAUUAAUACUUAAGAAAAAUUAUUAACUCUAACGUAAUAAUUAUUGCUGCACCUGAUUCUGGAUUCUUUGUAGAUAUCCCUGGAAAUGAUAAUUCUCAAAAAUAUAAAUAAAUAGAUUUACUAACUAAUGGUAAUAGGUCAAUAUUAUAGCCUGAAGGAUGCCCAUACCUUUAAUAAAAUGACUUAGUUUACAAAUGUAGCUAGCCUUAAUAUAUUAUUGAUUAAAUGCCUGUCCCUGUGUUCAUUAUUAACUCUCUUUAUGAUUCUUACACUUUAAAAUACAUACUCUAAAUUAAUUGUAUAACACCAACUUAUGGACUUUAGAACUGCAGCAACUAAGAUAUCUAGAAAGUUGAACUUUUAAGAAAUCUAACUUUUACCUAAUUACAAGAAAUCUAAACAAAAAAGCCUAAUUGGGGAAUAUGGGCUAUUUCUUGUUUAUAUCAUGUAUUUUCUGAAUCUAUCACCACUUAUAGUGGACCUAAAUAUGAAGUUCCCAUGAACUCCGAUUUCACUGUUUCACAUGUUCUAAAUCAGUUUAUUCAACAAUAGUUAAGUGGAUAAUCUUAAAAUAAUUUCUAUAUUGACUAAGUAGUUUAUCCUAACAAUUAAAACUGCAAUGGUCUUAGUAGUUUUUAUAAUAAAUAUAUUUAUAAUUAACAAAUAUGA
Tetrahymena thermophila SB210 is the source of this 1227-nucleotide messenger RNA. RefSeq names its product pectinacetylesterase family protein. The record is from RefSeq and is a predicted model, not a curated record. The transcript has a single exon. Lineage: Eukaryota; Ciliophora; Oligohymenophorea; Hymenostomatida; Tetrahymenidae. Gene Ontology annotation, molecular function: hydrolase activity.